AUGGCCGCCGCCUCUUAUUACCAGCUCGAUUCCUUCCCAAAUUCGGACCCAACUGCGGGAUCAGACCUAUACUCCGGCCACGACUACAACAACCACCCCGUGCACCCCAGUGAACCUUCAAGACCAGACCUCCACACUGUGCAUUCGAACGGCAACAGUUACAACUGUAACGACGACCACAUGCGGCCGACUGAGCCAUCGAGGCCGGACUUGUACACGUUGCAUUCGAACAGCAACAGCUACAACAGCCCUCCUCAGCAUCCUAUGAACAAUAUGCACAGCAGCCCGCCUCCGCAGCUAUCGAUUGACAGCUGGAACGCAAGACCUCCACACCCAACAGAUCCUCCCACGAAACCACUCGUGCACUCCUCUCAUGUCGCAGUCCCUCAACCGCUCAAGAUCCAGACACCCAACAGUCGUCUUCGACAGCGCAGGUUCCAGACGCUGAAACGCUAUCUGCGCAUCGGAAAAAUCGUCACCAAAGUCAUCACCAUUCUCUUCUCCACCGUCAUGUUCGCAAUCAUGCUCUUCACGGUCAUCAAAUACCAAUCCACCAAGGGCGAAUUCCGCGGUGGCAGAACCGCAUGGCCCAAGCAGCCGAAGCUGUGGCCAACCUUCAUGCUGCUCGCCGGUGCUGGAUUGACUCUGCUUCUGUCAUCCAUAACGCUUCUCUCGUACUGCUGUGCAUUCGACAAAGCGAGGCGGAGCUGGAAGCUUACAGUGGUGAAAUACGUGAUACACAUCGGAGCGUGGCUUGUCAUCUCGGCGCUCUACCGGUACGAGAAGAGCACGCACGGAGUGAGCAACGACCUCUGGGGCUGGUCCUGUUCGACGGAAGCUACCGCGCUGCAGUCCGAGUUCAACGGGGUGGUGCAUUUCUCGAGUCUGUGCAGUGUUCAGUCAAAAUCUUGGGAAGUCUCGUUGGCGGAGGUCGUGGCCAAGAUCGUGUUUGCAGUCGGACACUAUGUGAUAUACAGGAAGACGCGAGAUGAUGAAAAGCAGCAUUUGGCGAACGGCGUUGGUGGCGCUGGGACGGAUUUCCUGGAGGACGUCUUUUGA
Molecule: messenger RNA, 1059 nt
Organism: Letharia lupina
Lineage: Eukaryota; Fungi; Ascomycota; Lecanoromycetes; Lecanorales; Parmeliaceae
Exons: 2
Coding region: 1-1059 (352 amino acids)
Source: RefSeq, a predicted model, not a curated record